AUGUCCUCUCUAGUAGUAGUAGUGCCUAAAGCAUAUUGGGAAGAGGCUGCAAAUGAUUUACCACAAAAUCAGUCAGUUAAUAUUAACGUUAAGGUCUUAAUAUUAAGGUGGCCAGGGAAGGCUAGAUCAAACACUGGUCUAGAUCUGGCAGAACCAGAUGGGAGAUAUUCAGUCUUGGAAGCUUUU
Messenger RNA from Paraglomus brasilianum, 186 nucleotides. Lineage: Eukaryota; Fungi; Glomeromycota; Glomeromycetes; Paraglomerales; Paraglomeraceae. The record is from the annotation of a GenBank genome assembly.